GUACAAUAGUCUUUAUUAAAUUAAAAAAAAAAACGAAAAACAAAAAAAAAUCCAAAAUGAAAUCCAUCCAACCAACCAGAGCUAUUUGCUUAUUAAAAAAAAAAAAGCCAGAGCAAUUUUCGUUAUAAAACAAUAUUGGACCCCAUUAAAACUUCUAUAAUCAUUCCCUUCCUGGUCUGUCUGUCAGACACCCAGGAGAAGAACAGUUAAACCACAACAGAACAGAAGCAAAAUCAAAAUCAAAAUAAAAUCUUUCUGCCCAAAAUCCAAAAUCCCAUGGAAGACUGCAACAGAUCAAGGUCGUACGGAAGUGGGAUGAUGCAGAUUGACAACUACUACGGACCGCCCAGAAGCUUCAGCACGUCGCAUACUCAAACCCAGAUGGGAAACGACAUCAACAACAACAAUAUCAGAGACUUGAAGAUGAAGAAAGGGAAAAACGCUUCUGGGUCUUCUUCUUCAAAGCCAUGGAGCUUCGGAGACCCAGAGUUUCAGAGGAAGAAGAGGGUGGCCAGCUACAAAAUGUACUCCGUUGAGGGAAAAGUGAAGGGUUCUUUCAGGAAAAGCUUUCGGUGGCUCAAGGAUAAAUACACCCAAGUCGUUUAUGGCUGGUGGUGACUUUUGGUAUUAUCCGUAUUUUUAGCUAAUUUUACUUUCUUUUUUCUUUUGUAUUUUUUUUUGUGUGUGUAAGUUUUGAGUAGCAAAGGUGGAUUUCUUUCUUAUACUGAAGAUUUAGGCUGAUGGGUUGCGAUGACAAGUUGAAGAUCUGUGUUGGCCAAUUGACAAAAGUCGUGAAAUUGGGCAAAGCAAGUGCUCUGUUGUGUUUUCUAUUCUGGGUAUCUUUUUUCAGGGCUACAAUCUAUCUGAAUGUUAAUUUUGAGCUUUUUCCCUUCCUUAUAAUUGGUUAAUCACCUUUUCCCAAAUAUGGGUUCUCAAAAUCUUUGAAGUACUUAUUGAUGUCUCAACUUUCUGAGUUGUGGUAUUUUUUUUCCCUGUGGUUUUGCACUACUAUGAUUCAAGAGGUAAAACUAAAAACUAGGUGAUAAAAACACUCUCUUGGUAUGUUUCCGAGGAACCUUUUUUUUUUUUUUUUUAAUGUUGGAGGCUGCAUUAGGACCAACCAGGAUCGUGGGACUGGAAACACUCCAUCCUAAAU
Morus notabilis is the source of this 1156-nucleotide messenger RNA. RefSeq lists its product as uncharacterized. The transcript has a single exon. Lineage: Eukaryota; Viridiplantae; Streptophyta; Magnoliopsida; Rosales; Moraceae. The record is from RefSeq and is a predicted model, not a curated record. The coding region runs from base 277 to 618 and encodes 113 amino acids.